Marasmius oreades (fairy-ring Marasmius) is the source of this 2866-nucleotide messenger RNA. RefSeq lists its product as uncharacterized. Lineage: Eukaryota; Fungi; Basidiomycota; Agaricomycetes; Agaricales; Marasmiaceae. The transcript is spliced from 13 exons. The record is from RefSeq and is a predicted model, not a curated record. The coding region runs from base 164 to 2647 and encodes 827 amino acids. Gene Ontology annotation, biological process: regulation of transcription by RNA polymerase II. Gene Ontology annotation, cellular component: Rpd3S complex.
UGACUCUAGGCAUUGACCAUCACCAUCUGCAAGGGUUUGAGUCUCAGCUGUCUGGUUUGAGUGGUGCUUUAUUGCGCUGACUGUCGAGCCGAGCUCAUCUGUUGUGUUUUUCUUAACCUUUCUCCGCUCUGCUGCUCUCACAAAAUCGCCAGACAUCGGGACGAUGUCCUCCACGGCCAGCUUACCAGUUUAUCUCUUGCCAGGAGUCCCAGUUUGUCAGCCUCCGCAUCUGGAGGGCGAUGUCAACUUUGCGACAGAAAUAUUGCCUGGACCCCCUCCGAUAGCGACCGUCCAGAGUUCUCUUGCUAAGCGGGACCCAAAGAAACCAGCGACCAUGUAUUCCUACUUGCCUGCUUCGGAUCCUGGAACCACAUAUUCUGGAAUCAUGCACGGUACUUUGAUUGGGCAGGACGCUUUCGCUCAGAGAAAACGUCCGACUGGGGUGGAGAAAAGUUCUAGCCUCAAAGCUGUGAGCAGAGCUCAACGAGCUGAAGCUCGUAGUCAAAACGUCGCGAACUCAAGUGGAAAUGAAGCUAGUGCAAUUUUGAAUGAAAAUGCAACAGGGUCUCGACUGCCACAGUCCUCCAGCGAUCCUGAUAUACAAAUAAUCGAAUCUCUACCCUUGUCUCGUUCUGCGUCUGUUCAGGCGACUGCAGAGUCCAAGGCCUCAGAAACAUCUAGCCGGCCAAGGCGAAAGGACAAGGGUAAAGCGAGGGAGGUGGAGCCUAUCGUGAGGAUCAAAGAGGAGCCCCGAGCAGCCCUCCUCAAUACUCCUGAACCCAAUCCGAAUUUACUGAACAACAAUGAUCACUGUUCCUCUUGCCGCUCUCAGGGUGCCCUCGUCUAUUGUGACGGGUGCCCCCGUGCCUUCCAUCUAUCUUGUCUCGAUCCUCCCAUGGAAUCGAUAGAUGAAGGCGAUAGUAAUUGGUUCUGUCCCGCUUGUAUGAUAGUGAAGUAUCCGCCAGAAAAACCUAACCGACCGCCAAACUACCUGGAUCCCAUCCUCCACAUUCUACAACACAGUAUUCCAACGGAGUUUCAACUUCCAGAGGAUAUUCGGACGUUUUUCAAAGACGUCGGUACAGGACCUAGAGGUGCUUACGUGGACAAGUCGGAAAUCAAACCUCCCCGCUUGAAUCGCCACGGGCAGCUGGAAGACAGGGAUGCCCACCAGUUGCGUGACCGCAAUGGGCAUCCUGUGCUUUGUUUUCGGUGUGGGACUUCGGCACUCCCGGAAAGUGUCGCUGCGACAGCACCCUCAACCAAACGUGCACGUAAAGCAACUCCGAAAGCCAUGCAGUACGAUGUAUGGAAAGAUAUAAUAUCUUGCGACUAUUGCAAUCUCCACUGGCAUCUUGAUUGUCUUGAUCCUCCCUUAUCCAGCAUGCCCACGUUCUCCAAGAAAUGGAUGUGUCCAAACCACGCCGAACAAAUCAUUCCCAUGAAACGUCGAAUUCCAAAGCAAAAUGCUGCCCCCAUAGAAAUCACAAAAUCUUCUCAAUGGAACAAUGGCAAUAUUGAGGUUCUAGAAUCCGAUCUCUCCCCAGUCGUCAACUCUCAGCGAAAGGUGGAAGUAGAUGAAGUGGUCAUCAAUGGUCGACGAUAUCGUGUCCCCGAGCGCAUCAUUCUUCUGGAUUUUUGGAACAAACUUAAUAAAAAUCCCAAGGACGGCAGGGAUGGCGAAGAUGGCUCUGGCAUGUCGUCGCCACUGACUUCUCUGAGUUCUCUAGAGGAAGAUGAAGUGGCACCUGCUCCAGGUCCAUCCACCAGCUCGCGGGGUCCUCAUGACCUUGAGGUGGCUCAGAUGCUGUUUGAUCUCCAGAAAGGAAAUCCAAAUUUUCAAACCACCACGGCGACCCGUGGAAAUAUUAAUGGAUUCCCAGUCAAGAAAGAGCCAGUACCGAACACGCCGCUCGAAGUCAGCAAGUCCUUACUUCAAACACAGAAAACCAGCAAAAGUUCCAAGGUGAUCAGUCAAAAGCGAAAUACUACCAAGGCAUCCGCCAACGGUAUACAAUCUGACUUCGGUGAUUCAACUACACCAACAGGUUCCGCUCCAAAACGCAGGCGCUCCGUAGCUGUCGCAGCACCCACUAGAGAGUUAAGGUCGCGAAGUAAGAAUAUGGAUAAGAACAGAACGCUGGGGGAAGAAGAAACACUAUCAACACCACCCUUGGCAGUUGCGCCCUCCACAAGCAAGUCGAGGGUGCGAGUCAAGGUUGAAGAAAUGGAUAUCAGUCUAUCGAUCACAAACGGGGGGACCGAAGGUCUUCCUGCUCCCGUUCCUACAAAGAAGCCUGCCGCCAAACGAGCACGGACUUCGCGCAAAAAGGACACAGAGGAUGCAACCGAGGACAAGCCCAAAGAGAAAAAGAGUCGAAAACGAAAGGAACGAGAAGACGACACAAUCGAGAGUGAACGUCCCGCGAAAUCCAAAGAGAAGAAAGCCAAGUCUUCUCAACGCCAUAUACCCCCUUCGACCACCUCUCUUUCCUCGGUGUCCACACUCACGAUGACGCCCGGGACAACCUCAACUCCGGCAACUCCCUCGCUCAAAAUACGACUACCGCGCCUCAACCUCCACGGAUCCCCUGUUGUAAUCUCCACACCCAAGGCUACAUCAGGUGCAUCCACACGUCUUUCAUGACCUGUUUUCUUGCACGAAACAUUAGCAUUUUAACUCUGCAGUUAUCAUUAUUUGCCGACCACAUAUGAGCGUUGCAAUCAUCGAUGUUCCUCCUUUGUGCUUUCCCUGUACUUAUUCAUAGAGGCUUUAAGUAUUAGAUAUCUUGAACAUUCCAACAAGAGGGAGGGAGUGAACCUGCAGCUCCUCCGUUCAAAUUUAUGUGGGUUUGCAAGUCCUAGG